Messenger RNA from Tigriopus californicus, 4112 nucleotides. Its product is annotated as potassium voltage-gated channel protein Shaw-like. Lineage: Eukaryota; Metazoa; Arthropoda; Copepoda; Harpacticoida; Harpacticidae. Gene Ontology annotation, biological process: potassium ion transmembrane transport; protein homooligomerization. The record is from RefSeq and is a predicted model, not a curated record. Gene Ontology annotation, molecular function: delayed rectifier potassium channel activity; protein binding. Gene Ontology annotation, cellular component: dendrite membrane; axon; neuronal cell body membrane.
CUUCUUUCUUUAUUCUUCAUCUUCCAUUUCCCUAUCCUGGCUCCACGGCACCAAUGCUACUACUACUACUACCACUACUACUACUUACUACUACUCUGUACACGGAACACGGAACGAGCACCACGUAGUACGUAUGCUCGGACAUGCAGUGAGUGAAGUAAGGCCCAAAAUUCGGUCCAUCAGAAGCGCUCCUCUACCUCCCCCUUCUCCUCUUACUCCGUUGGCCUUUUACCGUCCACCUUGCAACGGUAAAUCCCUCUUUGGAAGCCCGCUGAAAAGGAGAAAACGGCCUUUCCUGCCGGCUAGGUCGAAGGCAGCUGGAAAGAAAAGAAACUAACAAACUAUCUGUGGUAAUCUUGUUACCAGUGCGGCGAGAGGGUGGAUGUGGGAUAUUCACGCUUUUAAUGAUUAGCACAAAAGCAUAUACACCAAGCGGUGUCAUUGGGAUCAGGUGACUACUUUGGAAGCUUGUGAGGUUUGUGGAUUGAACAGUGCGGUUGGUCAAAAUUAGUUGUGGUGGGUUAAAAAGUUCGUGCAAGUGUUGGAUGCGGUGGGUGUCUCGGAUUCAAGCAAUCCAAUGGAUCCAGCAUGAAAGAACUCGAGCCGUUGUUCUUGAACUCCGCGUCCACGGCCACCACCCCCUUGGACGUGAACCUUCUGGCUCCGCUUCUGUCAACACCCUUCGGCGGGUCCACCACCCGUGCGUCCAUCAGCUCCUACUCGGCCUUUGAUGGGUCGGGCAUUGGCUCCGAUCACCAUUUCAAUCACCGCGGAUCCCUCAUUUCCGGCGGACCGAUCAUGGACGGAGAGAACCGCAUCACCCUCAACGUGGGCGGCGUACGCUACGAGACGUACAAGGCCACACUCAAGAAAAUCCCGGCCACCCGACUGUCUCGACUGACCGAGGCCUUGGCCAACUACGACCCAGUACUCAACGAGUACUUCUUUGACAGGCAUCCCGGGGUAUUUGCUCAAAUUCUCAACUACUACAGGACGGGGAAAUUGCACUAUCCCACCCACGUGUGCGGUCCAUUGUUCGAACAGGAGCUGGAAUUCUGGGGCCUGGAUGCGAAUCAAGUGGAACCCUGUUGUUGGAUGACCUACACUGUUCAUCGAGAUACCGAGGCCACGCUGACCAUCUUGGAUAAACUGGAAAUCGAGAGUGAGCACCCCACGGAGGAAGAAGUGGCCCGGAAGUUUGGCUGGGAAGAGGAUUACCACGCCGACACGCUCACACUUUGGCAGAAAUUGAAGCCCAAAGUGUUCUCACUCUUCGAUGAGCCCCACUCAUCCACAUGUGCCAAGAUCAUAUCUGUGAUUUCCGUCUUCUUCAUCCUGACGUCGAUCUUCUCGUUUUGUCUGAAGACCCAUCCAAACUUCCGCGUUCCGGUGAUACGCAAUGUGACCGUGCAGGAUCGCUUCGCCAAUGCCACGUAUUGGACAUUGGACAAGUCUCAGACCUUUCCUCACGAUGCCUUCUUCUAUGUGGAGCUGUUGUGCAACAUCUGGUUUACCAUCGAGUGCAUCAUUCGAUUCACGGUGUCGCCCUCGGUGCGAUUGUUCCUCCAGUCGCCGCUCAACUGGAUCGAUUUCGUAGCCACGUUGAGCUUCUACAGUGAUAUGCUGCUUCAGCACUUUUUCAAGGACAUGGAGAACGCGGAUAUCCUCGAGUUCUUUUCCAUCAUUCGCAUCUUGAGGCUAUUCAAGCUGACACGCCAUUCCCCGGGCCUCAAGAUCCUCAUUCACACAUUCAAGGCCAGUUCUAAGGAGCUGACACUCCUCGUGUUCUUCCUCAUCUUGGGCAUGGUGAUCUUCGCUAGCUUGGUAUACUACGCCGAGCGCUUGCACGCCAACCCCAAGAACGACUUCAAGAGCAUCCCCGAAGGACUUUGGUGGGCGGUGGUGACCAUGACCACGGUGGGUUACGGGGACAUGGUGCCCAAGACCUAUGCCGGCCUCAUCGUAGGCUCGCUUUGUGCUUUGUCAGGUGUACUGGUGAUUGCUUUACCCGUGCCCGUGAUUGUCUCCAACUUCAGCAUGUUCUACAGUCAUACCCAGGCUCGAAUGAAGCUGCCCAAAAGGAGACGUCGUGUGGUGGCUGUGGAAGCUCCGCGACGAAUUCGCCGAGGGGGCACUCAGCACGGCUCCAUUGGAGGCGGCAACGGGAAUGGGAGUGGCAACGGUCAUGGCAUCCACCGACGGAUGAACGCUUUCAAGGCAGGGCAUCACAACCACGUGGGUAGUAUGCACGACAGUAUUCGAAAUUCCGGCAGCGGCGGCGGCGGCGGUGGAGCGGCCGGCCACCACCCGCAACCCCAAGGACCAAAAGCCAAUGUGAAUGGACUGAACAACAAUACCAACUUUCCCAUUACGGCGGCUCCACCUUUUGGUCGAUUGGGAAAUAAUGGACCAUUGAUGCCACUCAAAGGCUCUUCUGGUGACGAGACCACGCCCCGGCCGUCCCGGGACCCAACCAUUGGAAUAGCUGGAAUGGCCUCCACCAUGGUGACGGCCGCGCUCAAUAACAACAAACAGUUGGUCCCCACGUCCGAUUUGAUUCAACCCUUGGCCACGAAUUGUGCUCUCAGUACCGUGGAUGUCAAACACCUUGCUGCCUUUUUACCUCACAACCACGGACCUGGUGGUGGUGGAGUAGUUCUCCAGCGAAAACCUUCCAUGACUCCCGCCACCGCUGAGGGUACUCCAGACGAUGUCAACACCUCCACUAUCCCCACCACCACAGGCACCGUGAUCUCUAGCCCUCCAGUUCUGAUGAGUGAUAAAAUAUUGGGGGUCUCCUCCGGGGACAGCCAAGCCAAAAGCAACACCGGACGAGUCCUCCAGCAAAACACGCCCCCUGUCACGUUGGACUCCAAAUCAUCAGCCCAUGCGGCUACCACCUAUGUUGCAUGAUACCCGCCCAAUCUGUCAAACAAGGCGACCGUGAUCACACUUCAGUUUUGAUCUCGUGGGCCUUGGAAGUGACAGAUGCAACAGGCCAAAUCUGGAUGAUGGGCUCACAUUUAUUGAGGACACGAGUAUUUUCUCCCGGGGAGACACGAUUGGCAUUUUAGGAAGAUCGCGAUCGCCCCAAUCUCGGGUUCAUCGAACAGACACGAAAUUCCCAACCACUUUGGACCUGGUUCCCGCCCCCGUCACAUCCAGUCCUAUAUCUAGCCUAGGUGGGGAUCUGGGCGUCGGGUUACCCCUCAUACCUAGGUCCCCAUUCAACGACGUGGAAACUAGAUCAAAGCGACGAUUCACUUUCGAUCCUAGUUGUAUACGGGGAACGGAGGUAGCUGAUCUGACGGCUGAUUCAAUGGCGCCGCGGUCUAACUCGUUCAAGUUUGACAACAGAAAACAGGCAGAUGGACACUUGAGCCAAACACCCAAUCCUCUGGUGGACCGAAGUUGGACAGUUUUCUCCAUGGAGUCGCAAAGUCCACUUUCUUGGUCACCAAACCCUCAAGGUUCUCCAGUGCCACUUCCACUGCCCAGGCCCAGAUCGUGGCAUCCAAGGCUGGAAUCGAGAUCAGCUCAGCCUUGGCAUGUGGGGCCGAUCCACAAAUACGACAGCCACUCAAACUUAUUGGAGUUGGACGCUUCCAAGUUGGCUCCUGUUCGACCCGUGACCAAAGUGAGCCCGGUGAUGACGAUAAAUGGCAUCGAAUCUGUCUCAAACAACUGGAAGGAGCCGAACUAGGGUUCGGAUUGCAAUUCUGCAUAGCCCAGAAUGGCCAGAAAUGGAAUAACUGGUUGUUCUGAACCUGAUGGCAAGGUGAUUAGCCAAACAUUAUUGCAAAAAGACUCAAAGAGCAAACAGAAAUGGACGCAGUGCUAUAUUGAAUACGGUUUUUAUAUAAAGAUGCAAGUGACCAAACGGCUGGUGAUGUCAGAUGUAAGCCCCACAUUCGUCUUAUUUCACCACCGGCCAAGAUUCUUCAACUUAUUCGUGAUCCAUCCUGUUUUCCUCCUCACCAUUACCCAAGGCAUUAACCAAUCCAGUGUUUGAUCACUUCAAUUGUUCUAAACAUCAUAUUGUACUGUGUAAACCAUGCUUGCUUCUCAAUUUACUAAAUACGCCAAAGAAAAUAAAAUUAUUUUUACUCCUA